CAACAACAUUAUUUCCUGCUCACCAGAUACUUACACAAUGGCCAAAAGACCAGCUGAGACAUCUCUAGAAGAUGCAUCUUCUGUCGAUUCCCCAACCUCGAAACGGCCACGGGUGGAAGACGCAGAGGAUGAGCAGCGACCACAGCAGCAACGCGCUCGGCGCAGCCCGCUCCACGAACGACGAUGGGAAGACGAUGAACGCAAUGGAAUGGACAUUUUAGCAGCAGCUGAUCAAGAGGAGGAAGAGAUCGAAGAAGGUUCUAUUCAUGCAACUCCCGAUUCCGGCGAAGAGCAAGAGGAAUCGGCGAUUUCCGCCCCUACUCGGCAGGCAGCGCCGACACAGGGUUACGGCGACCUAUACUUAGAUACCAUACAGCGAUCAGUGCUGGAUUUUGAUUUCGAGAAGCAGUGCUCCGUCUCGUUGUCAAAUAUCAACGUCUAUGCCUGCCUUGUAUGUGGGAAGUACUAUCAGGGUCGUGGACCUAAGUCGCAUGCCUAUUUCCAUGCGCUCGAUGUUGGACAUCAUGUCUUUGUAAAUAUGGAGACGAAGAAGGUGUACGUUCUACCAGAAGGAUAUGAGGUUAAGAGCAGAAGCUUGGAUGAUAUUAAAUAUGUGGUUGAUCCGCAGUAUAAGAAGGAGGAGGUUGCGAAGCUUGACAAGGUGGUUAUUGAUGCUUGGGAUCUGGCGGGCAAACGAUACAGGCCAGGAUACGUCGGAAUGAAUAAUAUCAAGUCUAAUGACUACUUAAACGUCAUUGUUCAAGUCCUAGCGCACGUCCGUCCCAUCAGGAACUUCUUCCUUCUCCACCAAUUCCCGACUCCUGGAACUCCCCAGCUCCCUCUCCGCUUUGGCAUCCUAGUACGCAAAUUAUGGAAUCCACGCGCAUUCAGGUCUCAUGUUUCACCGCACGAGUUACUCCAAGAAGUUGCCCUCCGCUCAUCGAAGCGCUUCACUCUAACCCAACAAUCAGACCCUGUCGACUUCCUCUCCUGGUUUUUGAACAACCUCCACCUCACUCUGGGCGGCUCCAAGAAACCCUCUCCAAAACCAACCAGCGUAAUCCACUCCGCAUUCCAGGGUCAACUCCGCAUAGAAAGUCAAGCUAUAACAGCCCGCUCAGACGCCGCCAACGCGCGCCUCGUUUUCUCCGAAUCUAUGGAAACGACCUCCCAAACUACGCCUUUCCUAAUUCUCACCCUCGACCUUCCCCCCACCCCACUCUUUCAAUCUACUAACACCGAAUCAAUCAUCCCCCAAGUACCCCUCACAACCCUUUUGAACAAGUACAACGGUCUCGUCGCAUCGGAGAAGCUCUCUCACCGCGUACGUCACCGGCUGCUCCACCCCCUACCUCCCUACCUCCUCUUCCACAUAAAGCGCUUCAGCAAAAACAAAUUCGUCUCCGAGCGCAACCCCACUAUCGUUACUUUCCCGUCUCCACGUUCCCUCGACAUGUCCCCGUACGUCGAACCUAAUCCAGAUCUCUACCCGGCCGGCGAACCCAUAUUGUAUGAUCUAGUCGCAAACGUCAUCCUCGACGCAACAGUCACCGCACCUGGUGUUGGCGGUAGCAGCGAAAGCUCCAGCUCCGGCCCUGCAUCUACCGGUAAUAAAGGGGGCGCAGCUGGCUCGACCGCGACGACCGCAGGUGCGGGUGCGGGCAACGAUAAGGUUUCUUGGCUUAUACAAUUGCAUGAUAAGGCUAUGAGUGUGGAGAAUGAGCAUGCACAUGCGCAACAGCACAGGGGGCCGGAGUGGUUGGAGAUUCAGGAUUUGUGGGUGCAGAGAGCGGAGAGUGAGACUCUUUUUACGCGCGAGGGGUAUUUAAUGGUUUGGGAGAGGAGGAGAGUUGGUGGGGAAGGGAAAGGGAAGGGAAAGGCGUAGUAGUUUCCUACGUAGGUUUGUUUAGGUUUGGAUGGUAUUAUAUAGGGCUAUAUGUGUCCGGAAAUCAUUUCCAUGUGUCCAUUUAGAUGGAGGAUUUUCAGUUCUUUUGGCGUGGUUGGUUGUCUCGCAUAGCGCGUGGAGAUAUGUAUAUCUUGGGGUGUAAAUUAUACCGCUUUUUGAGGGUAAUUUUAUGUUGAAUGUCUACCAUUUUCAAACAUUUUUCUUACGCGAACGAGUAUUUCACCUAGAUUCAAACCCUAUCUUUAUAAUAAACAUUAAAUACAAAUAUUCUGAAACUGAAACUGACAUUGAAACGGAUUUUAGCAUUGUCAGCCCCCAAUUAGCCCAAUUUGAAUAAAUUGUAUCGCCUGUUUGCCACGCAUAACGCUCAAAUAUAUAAAAAUAAAAUCCUAUAUAGUGGUACAUAUUAUAAAGGGUAGAUCAAAAGUCAGAAUUUAUCCAUCCGUCCAUCAAAAUUCUACAAUUCUCCCCACCCAAACUUCCUUGUUCCAAGCAUAACCGUCGCUGCUGUCCCCAUCCCCCAAACCGCCACACUAACCAAUGCCUCCGUGCCUACCACAAGGCCCAUCUUCGCCAAAUACGCAAUCAUAUCCUUUCUCGAUCCUCCUCCACACCACGCACAGAUACUCCGUACAUCACCACUCAGGCCCAGCGUAAGGGCAGUAGAAGCACCGGCAGUAAGCGGCAACGCAGCGAGCAGGGAUGGAGACGUCAAAAACUGUAUCGCGAAGUUGCGUAGGUACAUGGAUUCAAGAGGGUAGAAGAGGACGGAGGUUAGGAGGGAUGCGAGGUGGGAGGAAAGGGAGUCGACAGGAAGUGACGAGAGGAUUGUUACUCGGUGAUCAGGGCCAAGGAGGCGAUCAGAGCGGGAGCGGCGUGGGAGCUGGGUGGGAAGGGGCUGGGAGAGCCUUCUGUUUUCGUCAUUUAUGGUAGUGGUUGUGGCAGGUUCUGCUAGGGUUGGGGCGGAGGAGGAUUCCGGAACGUCUAUGAGUGGUUGGAGGAGGGUAGGGGAUUCAUGGGUAGCGGUGGUUGUAGUAGGACGCGCGGAUAGCGCUUGUUCGUUGUUUUCCAAGUUCGUGUGGUUGGAUAUGUCGGUCAAUUCUUCUAAAGCGGCUACGUGGCCUGGUUGUAGGGUCGCGUUUUGAUCAGAUGGUUGAUUAGCGAGGUGGAGGGCGUCUGCUUGGGCUGCGCCAUGGCCUAAUAAAACCUCAUCAAGUAUUCUGGCUGUCGCACGCUCGGCUUCGCUCAAGGUGAUUCCUGCUUGUAGGUCAGGGCCAGCUAAAGAAUCGUUGUCAUAAUUUGUUCGAGUGUGAGACGGGGAGUUAUGAUUACUCCGUAAAAGUUCGAGUUGCAUAGUUAUUACGUCAGAAUUCUGGUGCACCAGCGAUGCCCUUACACGGGGUGAUGCAAGGGGGGAUGAUUCGGGAGUUGAGGGAUGGGAGAACAGAGUAUUGGAGCGUGAAUGGAAAUGAUGACGAUGCGAUUCUUCAGGCCCUUGGCUUUGGGACCGGUGGGGAGAUGUAGAAUGAUCCAUCCUGAAUGUUUCUUCCAUUCCCGGCCUACCUUGAGAUGGGUCGUCCUGGUCAAAGUAGGCGUCUGUGAGCUGGAGG
This is a messenger RNA of Blastomyces dermatitidis ER-3, 3516 nucleotides long. RefSeq names its product ubiquitin thiolesterase. NCBI's taxonomy places the organism in Eukaryota, Fungi, Ascomycota, Eurotiomycetes, Onygenales, Ajellomycetaceae. Gene Ontology annotation, biological process: protein deubiquitination; spliceosomal complex assembly; mRNA processing. Gene Ontology annotation, molecular function: cysteine-type deubiquitinase activity; zinc ion binding. Bases 38 to 1885 code for a protein of 615 amino acids. The transcript is spliced from 2 exons. The record is from RefSeq and is a predicted model, not a curated record.